Molecule: messenger RNA, 3523 nt
Organism: Liolophura sinensis
Lineage: Eukaryota; Metazoa; Mollusca; Polyplacophora; Chitonida; Chitonidae
Product: tetratricopeptide repeat protein 38-like
Exons: 14
Coding region: 230-1627 (465 amino acids)
Molecular function (GO): protein binding
Source: RefSeq, a predicted model, not a curated record
AUAAGAUUGGAUAUAUCUUAUCAUUCUGCAACUUAAGAUAGACUCUAGAUCGAUGUAGAAUGCAUAUGGAUAUAUACAACACAUGAGUUUUACUACGUAUGCAGCGUUGUCUGAAUGCUGUGUGUCCUAUUUUUACAAGCGUCAUCUAAAGGCCUAGUCAACACUGCUGGGUUAGCCCUCCCCAUAAUAGAGCAGCGCCAAGCAGGGACGUACCCACCCGAUUGUCACCAUGUUUUGCAACUGGAGGGACUGCCAGGAAUACCGGUCUCUAGGCCUGCCUCUCUCUACCACCAGUAAUGAAGCUUGUAAACUGUACGACGCCACUCUGACGCAGUACGUGGGCUGGUACGAUGACGACAGUAUGGGCGGACUUGAAAACUGUGUCGCCCAGAUGUUAAGUGCUGACCCUCAGUUUGUGAUGGGACACGUUUUGAAAAAUGGACUUGACUUGAUGGGAACAGGGCGGAGCGUAGCCUUGGAUACAGACUUCAAACGAGACAUUGAUGCCAUGGUUACGCUGUCUGACUCCGGCCCUAUCAAUCAGAGAGAGCAGUUGCACGUGCAGGCCAUAAAGCUGUGGGCUGAUGGCCAGAUGAGAUCAGCCUGUGACAAAUGGGAGACAAUCCUUGUUGACAAUCCCUUAGACAUGUUAGCCAUUAAAUUCGCGCAUGACGCAUACUUCUAUUUGGGUCUUCACCCUCAGCUGCGAGAUUCCCCCGCCAGGUGUCUCCCUAACUGGAAACCCAGCAUGCCACUCUACAGUGACCUUCUGGGCAUAUAUUCUUUUGGAUUGGAAGAAACGAAUCUAUACAGUCAAGCGGAGAAAGUGGCCAGGCAGUCACUGGAAAUGAAGAAACAAAGCGCCUGGUCGACACACACGUUGUGUCACGUGAUGGAGAUGGAGGGGCGCCAAAAUGAGGGUAUUGGUUUUCUGAGCAGGACGCUGAAUGAUUGGACGAAAUGUGGCAUGCUGGCGUGUCACAAUUUUUGGCACUGGGCACUGUAUCAUAUAGAAAAGAAUGAACAUCAAGGAGCCUUGGACAUAUUUGACACUGAGAUAGCCGUCAGUUUAAAAAAAUCCGGCGCCAUGUUGGAUGUGGUCGACGUAUGCUCACUGCUCUACAGAUUGGAGUUGGAAGGCAUUGACGUGGGUAGCCGAUGGAAUGACACUUUUGAAAUCAUCCGACCUCAUGUAGAAGAUCACAUUCUAGCCUUCAACGAUGUGCACAUCAUGAUGGCGUGUCUGGGAAGCAACUCCAAGGAGAUAGUGCAAAAAAUGAUGGACUCUUUGAGGGGAUUCAUAAGAGACGGCAGUGGUGACAAUCACGACCUUACACGAGACAUAGGCAUGCCGAUGUGUGAAGCAUUCUUGGCUUAUGACGAAGGGGAUUAUGGGAAGGCAGUUGAGCUGCUACUUCCGUUACGGUAUGACGUUAUCAAAAUUGGCGGUAGCCAUGCCCAGAGGGACAUAUUUAACCUACUUCUAAUUCAUGCGGCUCUCAAGUCAGACAUUGCUGAACACAAGAAACUUGCCAGACAUCUACUGAUGGAGCGCAAAGCUUUGAAGGAAAAUUCACCAAUGACAGAUCGUCUUAUCGCAAAAGCUAUGGCAACGCACGUGGACUGACCGGAAGGAACUACUUUCGGAGGUAUCAAAUCGCCUAUAUAGCGAUUGGACAUGAGAUUUGGAGAGAUUUUGUGCACGAGCAGGACAACUUCAUAGCCACUGGCUUGGAUUGAUCGGUAAGCCGGAGCCAUGGACUUUCUAGACAUCGUCGAAACGACAGAUUUGUUGGUGAUGUAACUGUUUGACGCUGCUGGGAUUUUUGCCUUUGGUGGCGCCUGAUAUUUAACAAAGUUGAAUAUUAUUAUGGUUACGAUCACGGGCAAAAGUGAAAUUUCUCCUGUUUGCUGUUGCAUUUUUGUUACUACUAGUUUAUUAUUACAUCUACACACUUAAUAUUCAGAAUAUUUGAUAUUCAGAAUAAGAUCUUCUGUAUAAAUAACAGUAUUAAUAUUCAUGUUGUUCCAUUUAUUUCCCAUUGGAAGAAAGAAAAACCGACUUGCACUUUUAAACGUCACAUGCGUGCAGCGUCUCGUACCUUUAUAGCCAAGCCCUUAGAGAGCUCUGUCAAACGCGUGAUACACUUACUUUGAGACUAAUACUGGUCUUAUAUUCGUUUAAACCGCCCUUUGCUUUCGCAAAAAUUUGAAUAUGUAUAAGUAGACAAAAUACAAGUAUUCAGCACAACAAAAUAUUUGGAUGUUUAUAUUUUAUAUACCUUUUAGCGUAUCGUAUAAAUAUGUAUAUCCACACAUUACACUAAAAAGCCCAUUACUGACACUUAUGUGUAUGUGGAAAAUUUUACUAAUGUAUCUAAAGUUUGUACAUAUUAAAAUUAAGAAUUAUGGAAAAUGUAGACAAAUUUCAAAAUCCCAGCACAGUUCUGUAAAUUUUCAAAUCAGAAGUGUCCAGUCGUCCAGAAAAGUUAUAUGGCCUGAAAAGAGAUGGUUGCCCGCUAAAAUGUACUCUUGAUCAAAAACGCCAAUUUUUCGUUCAAAUGAGGCACUGUGUCUUUAAUUUACAAUAUGAAGAUCAACAUUAACCAGAAAAAUAUCUUUACUGAAGCUAUCAUAUGAGUAUUUCUGCCAAAGUUUCGUUCUGGUUAACGUUGGUAAAAACUAAACUUUAUAAUGUGAUUAAUUUUGUCAUAUUUAAAAACAUUUAAAAUUCGUGUUUCGUCCAUAAUCUAUAGGUCAUACUGCAUAGUCUGUAUAUGGAUAACGGGUUGCGUUUUGAGAAAGAGUUCGAAUCUUUGUUGUUCUUUUUUGCUUUGGUAACAUUCUUUUUGUGUGAGAAAAAGAUAUAAGCUGUCUUGCAUUAAAUAAGCGUUAUCAUGAAUUAGAAUGGAUAAUUGUUAAGUUAUUUUAUUACGUAACGUGUGGCAUUUAUGGCGGAAUCAUAAAUGAAUACCUGGUUGAGAGCACUUGUGGUCCUCGUUAACAAUGUUAUGCGUAGAAGAAGUAUAAGGCUCAACAUUUGUUGUCUAUGUUUAUAAAUGAGUGGUGCAUAACUGCUUGCUCAAUAAUUUUUCAGAAAGAUACAUUUCGGUGUAGUGAUUUUCCCCACUCUACAAUGUCUGAUGCGAAAAAAAAAGAGAUAUUUCGUGCCACUGAAGCAGUCUACCAUUUUUUUUUUCGAUUCUAUGACCUGUGCUUUCCUUCCGUGUAUGUUUGGAGCUUUAUAAUUAACAGGAAAAGAAGAGUAAGAGAGAACUGAAAAAUAAGUAGCCUCAUGAGUGUGUCUGCAGCAGUGACUCACAGCUAUUGUCUGUUUCCCUACUUGAGGUGCACAGCUUCUUGCACUGAGGCUGAUUGCCCGCCUUGCCCUACCAGGUUCUUUGUUAUAAUAAUUGUGUUCAAAUUCAUGAAUAAACAAACUUUCAUACAAACACGUACCAUUAUUCCACUAAAAAGCAUUUUGAUUUAUGUUAUCAAAAACUAUACUAUUGAGACUAUUCGU